Molecule: messenger RNA, 783 nt
Organism: Gopherus flavomarginatus (Mexican gopher tortoise)
Lineage: Eukaryota; Metazoa; Chordata; Testudines; Testudinidae
Product: zinc finger protein 560-like
Exons: 5
Coding region: 133-582 (149 amino acids)
Biological process (GO): regulation of DNA-templated transcription
Source: RefSeq, a predicted model, not a curated record
CUGAACAGCUGCUUCCUGGUUCUCCACGUGCUGCCAGCAGCGCUGGAGCUGCCCGAGCCAGAGCGGAGCCGCUGUUCUCAGCUGCAGCCAGGAUCUGCCCCCGGCCCCGCUGGGAUCCAGACAGGCUGCAGAAUGUUUUGCUCCAGCUCAUCCCAGCCUGGCGUGGGACAGGGAAGAGAAAUGGCUGCAGUGGAGUCAGUCCAGGGGCUGGUGACCUUCAAGGAGAUGGCUAUGUAUUUCACCAGGGAAGAGUGGGCUCUGCUGGACCCCACUCAGAGAGCCCUCUACUGGGAUGUCAUGCAGGAGAACUAUGAGACUGUGACCUCGCUGGGCCAGAGAAUAACAUCCAUGUUUCGCUGCAGAUCAUCUCGUCCUCCCAGGGGCAAGGAAAUGGCUGCAAUGGAGCUGGCUCAGGGGCCGGUGACCUUCGAGGAGGUGGCUGUGUAUUUCUCCAGGGAAGAGGGGACUCUGCUGGACCCCACUCAGAGAGCCCUCUACAGAGAUGUCAUGCAGGGGAACUAUGAGACGAUGGUCUUGCUGGGUAAGGAUUCCUGUCCCUUCUGUUCUUGGAAGGGGAAAUGAAGAGUGAAGGUUCAUGCCACCCCCACAAUGCCAUCUGUACCCUGUCCUGUUUCAGCAUCACCCCAAUAGGCCAGUAACAUACAUACUACCAGAGACCCUCCUCUGCUGCAGAACACUUUGGGAACAGAGCACAGGAGCAGCAUCACACAAUGUCAAAUAUCUCCUCUUUACUCAAGUAAAACUGGGGUUAGGUCCAGCAUA